This is a messenger RNA of Arctia plantaginis, 1977 nucleotides long. The record is from the annotation of a GenBank genome assembly. NCBI's taxonomy places the organism in Eukaryota, Metazoa, Arthropoda, Insecta, Lepidoptera, Erebidae.
AUGGGAGCGGCAUCUGUAGUUGCAGCUGCUGCCAAGACGGCGCUAACUAUUGGCGGCCUCAGCAAGCUUACUUUUAUCCCGAUCAUGCUUGCAGCCAUGGCUUACUUCAACUACGAGGUUCUUGACCCUGAACAACGGCCUUUAAACCAGAAGUACCUUCGAGAGAAAUAUGACUUCAUAGUUGUAGGUGGAGGGUCAGCCGGUGCAGUUUUAGCGAACAGAUUAUCAGAGGUUGAAAAUUGGAACGUGUUACUUCUGGAAGCUGGUGGUCAUGAAACUGAUAUCAGCGAUGUUCCUUUAUUGUCUCUGUAUCUGCAUAAAAGUAAAUUAGACUGGAAGUACCGAACACAACCCCAAGAUACUGCUUGCCAAGCUAUGAUAGAUAAACGCUGCUCGUGGACUAAAGGCAAAGUUCUUGGAGGCUCUUCAGUUCUGAACACCAUGCUUUACAUCAGAGGGAAUAAGCGUGACUUUGACCAGUGGGAAUCUUUCGGCAACCCUGGAUGGGGCUUUGAAGAUGUGCUGCCUUAUUUUAAGAAAUCUGAAGACCAACGGAAUCCCUACUUGGCGAAAGAUAGUAAACAUCAUGGCACAGGUGGAUAUCUAACUGUACAAGAUGCUCCAUACAAUACGCCUAUAGGAGCAGCAUUACUACAGGCGGGAGAAGAAAUGGGCUAUGAUAUUGUCGAUGUUAAUGGAGCGCAACAAACCGGCUACGCAUGGUACCAGUUUACGAUGCGCAGAGGAACUAGAUGUUCUGCAGCAAAAGCUUUUUUGCGGCCAGUAAGAUUACGACAGAAUCUUCAUGUUGCUCUUUUUUCGCAUGUUACGAAAGUUCUUAUAGACAAGACAACUAUGAGAACUUUUGGUGUGGAAUUUCUGAGAAAUGGUAAGCGACAAGUUGUCUAUGCUUCGCGAGAAGUAAUUUUAGCUGCCGGCGCAGUCGCUUCGCCGCAGCUCCUUCUGCUAUCAGGAGUAGGGCCAUCGGACCAUUUACAGCAAGUUGGAAUCGACGUCAUCCACGAUUCUCCUGGAGUCGGGAAAAAUUUGCAGGAUCAUAUCGCCGUUGGUGGUAUCGUUUUUAAAAUUGAUUACCCAGUUAGUUUGGUUAUGAAUAGACUGGUAAACAUAAAUUCAGCCCUGCGUUACGCUGUCACUGAAGAUGGACCAUUAACAUCUAGUAUAGGUUUGGAAGUAGUGGCGUUUAUAAAUACUAAGUAUGCGAAUGCUUCUGAAGACUGGCCAGAUAUGGAGUUCAUGAUGACUUCAGCUUCGACUCCUUCGGACGGUGGUACGCAAGUAAAGAAGGCUCAUAGUCUGACAGAUGAAUUCUAUAACAGUGUGUUUGAAGAACUGAAUAAUAAAGACGUCUUUGGUAUAUUUCCUAUGAUGCUUAGGCCUAAGAGUCGUGGUUUUAUUAAGCUGCGAUCGAAGAACCCAUUAGAUUAUCCCAUUAUGGUACACAAUUACUUGACGCAUCCUGAUGACGUUGGAGUUUUAAGAGAAGGUGUAAAAUCUGCUAUCGCUGUAGGAGAAACGACAGCAAUGAAACGAUUUGGAGCUAGGUUUCACAGUAAACCUGUACCCAACUGCAAGCACUUACCCUUGUUCACAGAUGAAUAUUGGGACUGCUAUAUCAGGCAGUAUACAAUGACAAUUUAUCAUCUAUCUUGUACGGCAAAGAUGGGGCCUUCGAGUGAUCCUAUGGCAGUGGUGGAUCCAAGACUUCGAGUAUAUGGAAUAGAAGGCUUGCGUGUAAUAGAUGCAAGUAUAAUGCCUACUAUAACCAACGGCAAUAUUAAUGCUCCAGUCAUGAUGAUUGCCGAAAAGGGAGCUGAUAUGAUAAAAGAGGACUGGUUAUCUAAACCUCAGAAAAAACUUGGUACGCGUAGUAGGAGAUCUUUAAAAUGUGCUCAACUAGCCUAUUAUGGAUUUAAAAAUAAGCAACUUAAAAAGUACUGCAGAACUGAGAGAUGA